Arachis ipaensis is the source of this 1854-nucleotide messenger RNA. NCBI's taxonomy places the organism in Eukaryota, Viridiplantae, Streptophyta, Magnoliopsida, Fabales, Fabaceae. The record is from RefSeq and is a predicted model, not a curated record.
UUCCAUAAACUCUUCCAUAUUACUAAACUAACAUGAUUCUUAACCACGUUGGCGCCGGAUUUCGUUACCUCGACACGGGUCGACCCGACCCUAAUGACGGGAUCCGAGUCUUUCUUCCGCAUUUCUACCGCCGAAGAGUAUCUCUGCCGUGUCCGGCAGCGUUCCACGGCGUGCAUUUGGAGAGCAAAUGCGAGAAGCGAAGGUCGAUAUGCACCGCCGACGAGCUCCACCGCGUCCCUGUUUCCAACUCCGGUUGGAAUCUCGCUCUGUGGCGCUACCUUCCUUCACCAAAGGCACCGAUGAGGAAUCACCCGCUUCUGUUGUUGUCAGGGGUUGCAACCAAUGCUAUUGGCUAUGAUCUCUCUCCUGAUUCUUCAUUUGCACGAUACAUGUCGGCACAAGGAUUCGAUACAUGGACUCUUGAGGUUAGAGGUGCUGGGUUGAGCACACAUGGAGAUAACUUGGAAGAAGAUCCUGCAAUUAGUGGCGGUAAAAACAGUGCUUCUUCUUCAAGAACAUUGGGAUUUAGUAACCUUGGUGCCUCUCUUGAUACAGAAGGUACUCAAUUGGAAAGGGGAGCGCCAGAGGUUGUAGCUAAAUUUGAAGAAUUACGGCAAACAACUAACUUGAUGGAUAUUUUUACAAGAAUAUUUGACAGAGUUCAAGAUAUUCUUGAAGGCCAACAACUUUUAAACUAUCCAGAGCGUUUUACUGCCAAUCUAGAAGAAUUUCAGAAACAACUUGAACUCGUUGCCAAGCACGAAUGGGACUUCGACCAUUAUCUAGAAGAGGAUGUACCUGCUGCGAUGGAGUACAUAAAGGCUCAAUGCCAACCAAGAGAUGGAAAAUUACUGGCAAUCGGUCACUCAAUGGGGGGCAUUUUGUUGUAUGCAAUGCUAUCACGUAGCGGUUUUGAUGGACAGGAUCCUAGGUUGGCAUCGGCUGUUACUUUGGCAUCAUCGCUCGACUAUACACCUUCAAGAUCAUCUCUCAAGUUUCUUUUACCGCUGGCAGAGCCUGCUCAGGCUUUAAAUGUUCCUGUUAUCCCAGUUGGACCAUUGAUGGCUACUGCUUAUCCAUUUGCAAACUUUCCUCCAUAUAUGCUAUCUUGGCUAAAGUCUCAGAUUUCAGCUCAGGACAUGAUGAAUCAAAAGCUGUUUGACAGGCUUGUUUUAAACAACUUCUGUACCGUGCCUUCUAAGCUUCUCUUGCAAUUAACCACUGCCUUCCAGAAAGGUGGUUUACGUGACCGCAAUGGAACUUUCUAUUACAAGGACCACCUCGGCAAAAGCAAGGUUCCUGUUUUAGCAGUUGCUGGUGACCAAGACCUAAUUUGCCCUCCUGAGGCUGUAUAUGAAACCGCGAAGCUCUUUCCAAAGGAUUUGGUUACAUACAAAGUCUUUGGGGAGCCUGGAGGACCACACUAUGGCCACUACGACUUAGUCGGUAGCCAUUUGGUAUAUCCAUGUAUAACUGAAUUUCUCAUUCAACAUGACAUGCCUUAGUACAUUGCUCUUUCCAAAUGGUAAUACCUAUACCUCAUUCUUUUGUACAUCAAGAAUACUGAGUAGAUGAAGCUAUAGAGAACACCCUUUUCAAGGUCCUGCCAAUGCAUAUGCAUGACUUGUGCUGCUGCAUAAGUUACUAUGUGUAGUCAAAGGAUAGGUACACGUCAAGUUAUAGAUGUCUGCAAAAGUUUGGACAGAAUUCUGGGAUUAUUGUAUAUAUAUAUAUAUUAUCUUUGCUUUUAUGGUCUUUAUGAUAUAUAAGACAUAUUCAUGAUAUAAAAAGAAAAUUUAUAUUUAUUUAUUAUAUUAAUACCAAAAAAGAGAGAAUAAGUCUAAAUUAGUUCUA